AUGUUUGGAUCAAAUAAUAGUACCAAUAACAAUCAUAACAAUUUACCACCAAAUUCUCCUUUAUUUCCACCACUGCAAUUAAUUAAUCAUAAUGAUUUGAGUACAAAUUUACAAUCAUCACCAACUACAACUACCAACAAUAAUCAAAAUAUAUUUAUACCAACUUUACCUGAUAAACCAACAACAGCAACUUCAUCAUUACAAGUUUAUAUAAUACCUUCAGAAAAAAAUUUAUUUGUUCAAGGUUUUGAUCAACAUGAAUAUAGUUCAAGACCUCCAACUAUAUUAAGAGGUUCAUUAUUUAUAAGAAUUUUAAAACCAAGUAAAAUUAAAAGUAUAACUUUAACUUUUAAAGGUAUUCAAAGAACUGAAUGGCCUGAAGGUAUACCUCCUAAAAAAAAUACAUAUAAUGAAAUUAAUGAUAUUAUAACUCAUACUUGGCCAUUUUUUAAUUCAACAAAUAAUAUAAAUUUACCAAAUAAUGGAGCUGAUUUUUAUAUUGAAAAAAAUGGUACACAACAUGGAAAUGAUGUUGAAUUAAGUGCUGUUCGAUCAAAUACCCCACCUCCAAGAAGAGUUUCAAGUAACUCAUUAAGUGUUAAUGGAACUUCAUCAAAUCAAGAUAAUUUUUUUACAAGAAAUCUAUCACCAAGUUUUAUAAGAAGAUCAAAAUCUCCAUCAAUUGGGUCAGUUGAUGCAAUGACUGAAUUAACUACAGUUGUAUCUCCAAAUAAUACAAGUGAUUCAAGUAUGAAUUUUGCACCUGGUGAUUAUUUAUAUAAUUUUGAACAUCCAUUACCACCAUCAAUUCCAGAGACAUGUAAUGUUACAUUUGGAUCGACUGCAUAUAAUUUGGAAGUAUCUAUACAAAGACCUGGUACUUUCAAAUCAAAUUUAAAUGGGAAAUUACCAAUUAACAUUGUUAGAACACCAUCAGAAUUAAAUUUAGAAGAAAAUGAAUCAAUAGUGAUAUCAAGAGAUUGGGAAGAUCAAAUAAGAUAUGAUAUAGUUAUUGGAGCAAAAUCAGUUGUAUUAGACUCAUAUUUACCAUUAGCUUUUAGAUUUGUACCAUUAUGGGGAAAAGUUGCAUUACAUAGAAUAAGAAUUUAUUUAACUGAAAAUUUAGAAUAUUAUUGUAAUAAUAAAAAAGUUCAUAGAAUGGAACCUCCAAAAAAAUAUCUUUUAUUGGAACAUAAAGCUAUAAAGGGGAGGUCAUUAUUACAAAAGAAUCCUCAAGAUACCUCUAAUGUGGGGUUAGAUCAAUAUGAUGAAGAUAUUUUACCAAAAGAAUUAGAAUUUCAAUUAUUUGUACCCCAAGAUAUAACUGGAAAGACAAAUUGUAAUAUUCAUCCAGAUACUUCGUAUGAAAAUAUACAAUCUCAUCAUUGGAUUAAGAUUUGUUUAAGAAUAAGUAAAAAUGAUCCUGAAAACCCAUCAAAGAGGAAACAUUAUGAAAUAUCAAUUGAUUCUCCAUUACAUGUAUUAUCUCCAUUGGCUGCUCAUGGAAAUACAUUAUUGCCUGCAUAUGAUGAUUUAGUUAGAAAUGGAGAUGUUCAACAAACAACAACCCCAUUGGAUUCUCCAUUAUCACCUGAGGUUACUCCCAUAGAACAUAAUCAUAGUAAUAGUAAUAGUACAUCCAAUUUAAGAUCCAGGUUUAAUACUGCAACAAGAUCGAGAUCAAGAUCUUCUAGCGUUAUAAAUCAAGAUAAUUCACAAACUUCAUCGACUAUAGAAUUCCAACAUAUUAAUUCAACUGUUCACCAAGGAGUUAUUGAAAGAGAUGCAGAUAUGCAUUUAGAAGCCAACUUAUACAAACCAAAAGAUGAAUCUAUAAUUACGGCAAUAAAUUCACCACAAGCAAAACCUCAUCCAGAAACUUUUACAUCACCAUUAUCAUCACCUAUUCAAAGACCAAUACAUCUUAUAAGAAAACCAUCAACUGCUCCUCCACCAUUUGUAGAACCACCUCAAAAAAUGUCAUUACAUCCUCCAGCUUAUAGAGAAAGAGAUGAAGGGUCUUUAAGUUUAUCACCAUUAAGAAUAGAUGAAGAAAAUUUUAAUUAUGUCAAUCCAUUACAUACUCCAGCAUCACCACCUUCAACAACUCAAUUCAAUAAUAUAGAUACAAACACUCCAGUUCGUGAUUUAUUAAUUCAACAAUUAAAUGGGUCAACUAAUCAUGAAUCACCACCACAACCUAUUGAAACUAGAGAUUCUAUCCCAAAUAUUUCAUUACCUGAAAUAUCAAUAAAUAAUAAUAAUGAACAAUCAAACUUGAAAUUACCAGAAGAAGAUAUAGCAGAUGAUCCAACAUCGCCAAUUUCUCCAAUGUUAGCACCAAAGACAUUCAAUAAUAAUCGUAGAAAAUCAAAAAUAUUUGAAAAUCCUGAAAAUGAAUCAUUAUCAGUAUCACCACCAAAACAUCAUAAUUUAAGAAGAAGAUCAUCAACAUCAUCAUCGUUAGAUUCAACAAAUUCAUUUGAAUUACCAAUAGAUCAAACAUUACCACUACUAAACUUAUCAACAUCAUCAGUUGCACCAUCAUCGAAACCACAACAUGUACAAGAUAUAAUAUAUUCAGAAGAAAGAAAUCAAUCUAUUUCAUCAUCGAUAUAUGAUUUAUCUUAUAGGAAACCUUCUACAUACACAAAACCAAAAGAUUUAACUACUGAACCAUUAGAUUAUGAAUUCACUAAACUUAAGAAUUUAAAAAAUUUAAGAAAUCCAAGAUUAAAUAAACAUUAUCAAUAUGAAGAAGAAGAAGAAGAAGAUAUAAGUAAUUUAACAAUCCCACAACCUACAAGUCCACAAACACAACAUAAAAAAUCAUUUGGAGUUAUAGAUACUUCUACAUCAAGUGGAUCUGAAGAAAAUGAAAUUGAAGGUUCAAGUUUAAGUUCAACUGAAAUAGUAAAUACUGAUACUGGUAGAAAUGGGAAUUAUAAUUUAAAUAGUAGAAAUAGUGGUUCAACUUCAAAAUUUCAAAAUCAUCAUCAUCAUAAUAAUAAUGUUCCGGGUUUUAAUAUUGAUUAUGUUAUAGAUAAUUAA
Lodderomyces jiufengensis is the source of this 3051-nucleotide messenger RNA. RefSeq lists its product as uncharacterized. Gene Ontology annotation, molecular function: protein-macromolecule adaptor activity; ubiquitin protein ligase binding. Gene Ontology annotation, cellular component: cytoplasm; cytosol. The transcript has a single exon. The coding region runs from base 1 to 3051 and encodes 1016 amino acids. Gene Ontology annotation, biological process: ubiquitin-dependent endocytosis. The record is from RefSeq and is a predicted model, not a curated record. NCBI's taxonomy places the organism in Eukaryota, Fungi, Ascomycota, Pichiomycetes, Serinales, Debaryomycetaceae.